AAGUCGCAGUUCCUGAUUGGCUCACUAUAGGGUUGGGGGCGUGUCCAUUUGUGUGCCGUCUCAGUGCGGUCCCUCAGCCAAGGAAUCCCAGUGCAGUCAGCAUGAGCGACCAGUCUCCGUUCAACACCGAUGUCAUUACCCUGACUCGCUUCGUGAUGGAAGAGGGCAGGAAAGCCAAGGGUACAGGGGAGCUAACCCAACUACUUAACUCAAUCUGCACCGCUGUAAAAGCUAUUUCUUCCGCCGUGCGCAAAGCUGGGCUGGCCAACCUCUGUGGGAUUGCUGGAUCCACCAAUGUGACGGGAGACCAAGUGAAAAAACUUGAUGUCCUCUCCAAUGACCUGGUUGUCAACAUGUUGAAAUCAUCAUACAGUACCUGUGUCCUUGUGUCUGAAGAGGACCAGCAUGCCCUUAUUGUGGAGCCUGAGAAACGGGGAAAAUAUGUGGUCUGUUUUGAUCCUUUGGAUGGCUCCUCAAACAUUGAAUGCCUUGCUUCUAUUGGUAGCAUUUUCGCUGUCUACAGAAAGGUAUCUGAGGGAGAGCCUUCGGAAAAGGAUGCCUUACAACCAGGGCGCAAUAUUGUUGCAGCGGGCUAUGCUCUCUAUGGUAGUGCCACCAUGAUGGUCCUUGCCACACAAUAUGGUGUGAACUGUUUCAUGCUUGACCCUGCAAUCGGAGAGUUCAUUCUAGUUAACAAAGACGUGAAAAUUAAAAAGAAAGGCAAUAUCUAUAGUCUCAACGAGGGCUAUGCCAAAUACUGUGAUCAGGCAGUUACUGAAUAUGUGCAGAGGAAGAAAUUCCCAGAGGAUGGGAGCUCACCAUACGGUGCAAGAUACGUUGGAUCAAUGGUGGCAGAUGUUCAUCGAACUUUAGUAUAUGGCGGAAUUUUUUUGUAUCCUGCUAAUACAAAGAGCCCAAAAGGAAAGCUGAGGCUUCUGUAUGAGUGUAACCCUAUGGCUUAUAUCAUGGAGAAGGCUGGGGGAAUGGCUACUAAUGGACUUGAACCAGUGCUGGAUGUAGUUCCUGAGAGCAUCCACCAGAGAAUGCCAAUAGUUCUGGGCUCCUCAGAUGAUGUGCAGGAAUAUAUGGAUCUUUACAAGAAAUAUGCGGGCAAGUAGGGAGCAGAUGGAUAGAUUUCCUGCCAUGGGACCAAAGAAUAUACUUAAUGCUCCAUAUAAUGUGCCAACAUGCAGAAACAUAUUUUCCACACCAUUGCACUAAUGAACUUCUUUAUAUAGAGCAGAUUGAUUUUGUUAAAUCUGUCCCUAAUGGAAAUAUGGGCAUGCAGACAUACACAUGAGCAGUUCAUAUGUAAAACCCUGAUUCAUCUAAAUAAACUAUUUUCAUAAAAAUGUA
Xenopus tropicalis (tropical clawed frog) is the source of this 1356-nucleotide messenger RNA. RefSeq names its product fructose-1,6-bisphosphatase 1-like. Bases 102 to 1118 code for a protein of 338 amino acids. The transcript is spliced from 7 exons. The record is from RefSeq and is a predicted model, not a curated record. Lineage: Eukaryota; Metazoa; Chordata; Amphibia; Anura; Pipidae.